CGGGAGGAAGGAGCGGCGGCUGGAGCUGCGCGUCGGGGUCCGCGCUGGCCCGAGGCCCCGGCGGCGGCCGCCCGGGAGGAUGCGGCGGUAUCACCGUAAAUAAAGACCUUGAAUGACGAUGAUACUUUGUACCAUUUGUCAGCUGGGAGGAGAAGUACCGAGGGAGCUCAAGGCAAAGCAUUCUCAGUUAUCAAUGUGUCCAGCUUGAUGCAGAGCUGUGGAUAUUGGCUGUUUGCCAGAGCCAGGAAAUGUGUGCCGCUUAAGUUAUUCCUACGGCAGAGAUGAAGCCUGGGAAAACAUCACAUCUGAAGGAUUUACUUGGAGUAAAAGAUCACUGACUUCUACAAUGGAAAAAUCAUGGAUGCUUUGGACCUUUGUUAAAAGAUGGCUACUAGCUUUGGCUUCCUGGUCUUGGAGUCUCUGCCGUAUUUGUCUUUUGCCCUUGAUAGUGACCUUUCACUUGUACGGAGGCAUUAUACUCCUUGUAUUAAUCUUUGUCUCGAUAGCGGGUAUAUUAUAUAAAUUCCAGGAUGUCCUGCUUUACUUUCCUGAGCAGCCCUCUUCAUCACGCCUUUAUGUUCCUAUGCCUACUGGUAUACCACAUGAAAACAUCUUCAUCAAAACCAAAGAUGGAGUUCUUCUCAAUCUUAUUCUGCUGAGAUACACGGGGGACAAUGCAGCGUAUUCUCCAACCAUCAUUUACUUUCAUGGAAAUGCAGGCAACAUCGGCCACAGGUUGCCAAAUGCUUUGCUAAUGCUGGUAAACCUGAAAGUAAACUUAAUUCUGGUCGAUUACAGAGGGUAUGGCAAAAGCGAAGGAGAAGCGAGCGAAGAAGGCUUGUACUUAGAUUCUGAGGCUGUCUUAGACUAUGUGAUGACUCGGUCUGAUCUUGAUAAAACAAAAAUUUUUCUUUUUGGCCGUUCCUUGGGGGGAGCAGUAGCUAUUCACUUAGCUUCUGAAAAUUCCCAUAGGAUUUCUGCCAUCGUGGUGGAGAACACCUUUCUUAGCAUCCCAUACAUGGCCAGCACUUUGUUCUCUUUCUUUCCGAUGAGAUAUCUUCCGUUAUGGUGCUACAAAAAUAAAUUUCUGUCCUACAGAAAAAUCUCUCAGUGCAGAAUGCCUUCACUCUUCAUCUCUGGGUUGUCUGACCAGUUAAUUCCACCUGUUAUGAUGAAGCAACUUUAUGAGUUAUCCCCAGCUCGGACUAAGAGAUUGGCGAUAUUUCCUGAUGGGACUCACAAUGACACUUGGCAGUGCCAGGGUUAUUUCACUGCACUUGAACAGUUCAUCAAAGAAGUAAUAAAGAGUCACUCCCCUGAAGAAAUGGCGAAAACAUCAUCUAAUGUAACAAUAAUAUAAUUGAUAUUCUUCUUUGGUGGUGGGGUGGGGCAAGUACCUGCACUGUACCUUGAUUUGUGAUAAGUGGUAAAAGAAUGUCUGUUUUUAAAUGUAUGUCAUGUCUGUACUUGCCUAAAGAGUGAAAUUAAACUUGGAAAGGUCUGAUAUUUUAUUAAGGUGUUCCAGAUAAUUUUUACAUUGGCAGCAUUGUAAAUGAACCAUUUUAUGUCUUUCUCAUACUUUUUUGGUAUCUCUGUCCAUAUAUUCCAUUUGUUUGAUAUGUACAACAGAUGCUAUUAAAGAAACUUGCUACAAAAGUAGUACAGAAUGUAUUUAGAACAUCGGGAGGCUCUUUGGUAUUCACUGCUGUAUGUGUGAGCUUUUUGGACAGCCAUGGUUAGCACAAUGAUUUGUUACUUCUUUUAGAGUUUAUUUAAAAUGUGCCAUGCAUGAGAUUAGUGUUUUAUUUCUUGAAAUUUUAUAUUAUGCAGAAUGGGAAAUCUUUAAUGUGCUAAAUAAUAUAAAAUAUCAUAAAUGGUAGAGUAUACUUGCAGGUAUACUAUCCUGGGUUAUUACUGGUUUCUAUGGUUAUGCAAACUUACAUAUGUCAGACUGCAGCUGAAGAUGAAAAGAUACUUUCCUUAUUUUUAUUUGCUAUUUGUAUUAUAAUAGUGCCCAGAAGGUUGUAUGUGCCUAACAUCAUGACUUGAGGAUUUUACCCAGGCAAUUUCUUUACAGAAAAUAGAAGUAACUUCUUCUUUCAGAGAUCAGUGCAAUCUAAGCUCCUUUCUGCCUCAAGCUCUCCUCACUAAUGUACAGGCAAACUAUUUGUUAGUACUAGCUUGCUUGUGCAUUUGAGGUAGUAUUUCUUAAGGCAAAAUGGGUGGUCAUAAAAGGUAAAAGUAGGUUUUUGUGUUCAGACUUUUAUGCUUGUGUAGUUAAAUAUUUGUUCACUUUAUUUAUACCUCCUAAGGAAACACAUUCAAAUAAUUACCAGAGAUAAAUGUGUAUAGUUGUUACAGUGGCCAUAAUGAAAAUGAGCAGAUAGUCCUUGGUGGUCAUAUCAUGAGGUUCAGCAAGAAGAAAAGAUGGGGUCAUAACAACCCCAUCAACAACCCCAUCCAGCACUACAGGCUGGGGAGUGACGGGCUUGAGAGCUGGUCAGCAGAAAGAGACUUGGAGGUGCUGGUCAGCCCUGGAUGUAAUGGAUGGAUGUAAGCCUGCAGUGUGUCCCAGUGGUCAAGAAGGCCAAUGGCAUCUUGGCCUAUGUUAAAAAGUGUGGCCAGCAGGACCAGGGCAGAGACUGUCCCCUGUACUUGGCACUGAUGAGGCCACACUUCAAAUCUUGUGCUCGAUUCUGGGCCCCUCACAAAAGAAUGAUAUUGAGGUGCUGGAGCAAGUCCAGAGAUGGGCAGCAAUGCUGGGAAGGGUCUGGAGCACAAGUCCUGAGGAGCAACAGGGAGCUGGUGGUGUGUAGUCUGAAGAAAAGGUGCCUCAGGGAGACAUUGCUCUACAACUACUUGAAAGGAGGCUGUAGCAAAGUGGGCAUCAGCCUCUUCUGCCAUGUUUCAAGUGCAAGGAUGAAAGGAAAUGGCCUUGCAUCAAAGAAGGUUCAAAUUAGAUAUUAUAAAACAAAUUUUGCUGAAAGAGUGGUUAGCCAUUGGACUAAGUUGCCCAGGGAGGUGGUGGAAUCACCAUCUCUGGAAUCCCAUGAGUUGUCUGGAUGUGGCACUUGGGGAUAUGGUUUAGUCAUGAUGAUGGUUGUGGUUAGGUUGAUGAUUGUACCUUGAAGGUCUCUUCCAACCUUGUUGAUUCUGAACAAAGGCAUGCAGUUAGCUCAGUCUCUAAUGGAGUGGGAGCUGUCUAGAUCUCUUCUGCAGGUUUAAUUGUUCAUCUGCUGCAGCUGAGUUUGCCUCUUCCAAGUUGUUUUUUUUUUAAUGGAAAGAACAAAUCGAAAAAUCUUCCACACAACCUGUAACGUUUCCCUUUGGAUUCAAAUUUUUCAGUAAACUUUUCUGCCGUGUCCUGAUUCAGAAAAGCAUCUUGGCACACACUUAAAAUCCGUUUCCUGAGGGACACAUUUUAAGUCAUAUUUUAAGCUUGUAAUUAAGGUCUCUGGUUGAAUAAAACUGCUUUCCUGAACUGG
Messenger RNA from Oenanthe melanoleuca, 3485 nucleotides. It is a transcript of the gene ABHD13, whose product is annotated as abhydrolase domain containing 13. Gene Ontology annotation, molecular function: palmitoyl-(protein) hydrolase activity. The coding region runs from base 347 to 1360 and encodes 337 amino acids. Gene Ontology annotation, cellular component: membrane. The record is from RefSeq and is a predicted model, not a curated record. The transcript has 4 exons. Lineage: Eukaryota; Metazoa; Chordata; Aves; Passeriformes; Muscicapidae.